AUGGCUAAGUAUUUGAUUUUUCUGGAAUCUUUUACCAAACAAGAGACGAUCAAAACUUUUUUAGGGAAUGAUUACGAAAUCUUCGCAACUAGUGGGCAUUUAACCGAAUUAAAAAAAGAUGGUUAUAAUAACUUAGGUUUAGGAAAAGAUUUAAAAAAAUUUGAUUUUACCCCGCGUUUAAUUCUUUUAGCCACUGACCCAGACCGUGAGGGCGAAGCAAUUGCCAAAGCAGUGGUCGAUUUACUUCAAUUGAAACCGCAACAAUACAAGCGUUUACUUUUUUACGAAAUUACUCAACAAAGCAUCCGCCAAUCUUUGGCUAAUCUCUCAGAACUUAACCAAAAAUUAGUUGAAGCCCAAAAUGCUAGACAAGUUUUAGACCGAAUGAUUGGCUUUUGUCUCAGUCCCCUUUUACAAAAAAAAAUCCGUCAAGCUUUGUCAGCCGGCCGAGUCCAAUCAGUCGUUUUAAAAUUAAUUGUUGACCGGGAAAUUGCCAUUCAAGAAUACGAAAAAAACAAAGAAUAUAUUCUCCAAGGAAUUUACGAGACCCAAGGGGAAAAAUACGCUUUAAGGCAAAAAGGCGAAAAGGGAAAAUUAGUGACUUAUCCUAAUAAAGAAGAAGCAGAAAAGGUUAAGGCGCAAUUAGGUCCUAUUUUUUCUCUCAUCAAGGAAGAAAAAGAAAAAAGAUAUAUCAUUCCCAAGGCUCCUUUUACUACUUCUCUCUUGCUGUACGAAGCAAAAUCUCAAUUAGGUUUUUCCAUUGCCCAAACUACUAAAUUAGCUCAGCAAUUAUACGAAGGAGUUUAUUUAAAAAAAAGUUUAAAUGUCCAAGACGCCCACGAAGCCAUUCGUCCCACUUACUUUUCGCAACAUCCCGAAGAAAUAAAAGAUAGUUUAACGCCGGAACAAUUUGCCCUGUAUAAACUAAUUUAUCGGCACACCUUAGCCAGUUUAAUGAGUUCAGCCCAAGCCGAAAAAACUACGUAUACUUUUGUUAACAAUGGCUAUUACUUUACCCUCAACGAAAAUGUGCUUACUUUUGCCGGAUUUUUCAUUCUUAACCCUGAUUAUUAUUUGCCUAAUUAUAAAAUUAAAAAGGCUUCUUUCUUAGCCGAAGUUGAUUUGCAAUCCUUAGAAGUAAACAAAAUGGAAGUAAAAGAAUACUUGGAAAAUAAGCCUCAGCGUUAUAAUGAAGGCAGUUUAGUCCAGGAACUAGAAAGAUUAGGGAUUGGUCGCCCCUCUACUUAUAAUACAUUUAGUCGACUUUUGCUUAGUCGCGGCUACGUUGAUUACAAUAAUGAAAAACAGAAACAUUUUAUUCCGAAAGAGUUAGGUAUUAAAGUAAACGAGUGA
This is a messenger RNA of Entrophospora sp. SA101, 1353 nucleotides long. Lineage: Eukaryota; Fungi; Glomeromycota; Glomeromycetes; Entrophosporales; Entrophosporaceae. The record is from the annotation of a GenBank genome assembly.